Molecule: messenger RNA, 192 nt
Organism: Dovyalis caffra
Lineage: Eukaryota; Viridiplantae; Streptophyta; Magnoliopsida; Malpighiales; Salicaceae
Source: the annotation of a GenBank genome assembly
AUGGCUUCGCUAUCUAUAGAAGAUGAGCAUGCUGGCGAAUCUUUCAAUUCCGGACUCAUUACUAAGAGCCUUACACUUGAGAGAUUGUCAUUCCACUUACUAAAUGAACAAACCAUCAUAUUCCCGGAGGCAGGAAACAUAGAGAGUAUUGUGCAAAAUUCAGGAAUAGAGAAGACAAUGUUCACCGAAUAG